This is a messenger RNA of Populus nigra (black poplar), 1646 nucleotides long. Its product is annotated as PHAF1 protein At3g51130-like. The record is from RefSeq and is a predicted model, not a curated record. Lineage: Eukaryota; Viridiplantae; Streptophyta; Magnoliopsida; Malpighiales; Salicaceae. The coding region runs from base 168 to 1382 and encodes 404 amino acids. The transcript is spliced from 15 exons.
AGACCGAACCACAACAACCUGAAAAUAAUAGAAAACAAAACGAAUCGUGCAGACAAAAACUUGGUAUAAAAGCAUUCAAACUAUCUCGCGAAAGUAACGGACUUUUGUAAUCCCUAUCCAAAGCUAAAAAAUCAAACCAAUCAAAAACACCCAACCCAGCAAAAAACAUGUUACACCACCACCACAAUCACCACCAGUCACAGCGACCGCGACGCCGCUGUGAAGGCACUGCUAUGGGCGUUAUCAUUCUCGAUCUCCGCCCGGGUAACGGCAUCGGUCCUUUCUCUCUGGGGAUGCCAAUAUGUGAAGCAUUUGCACAGAUUGAACAACAACCUAGCAUAUACGACGUCGUUCAUGUGAAGUACUUCGAUGAGGAGCCAUUAAAACUUGAUAUUGUUAUCAGCUUUCCUGAUCAUGGGUUUCAUCUUCGAUUCGAUCCGUGGUCACAAAGGUUACGAUUGAUUGAGAUUUUCGAUGUGAAACGUCUUCAAAUGCGCUAUGCUACAUCUCUUAUUGGGGGACCAUCAAAUCUAGCUACUUUUGUUGCUGUAUAUGCGCUUUUUGGACCUACAUUUCCUGGGAAUUACGACAAAGAUAGAGGCGUGUACACUUUGUUUUACCCAGGUUUGUCAUUUGCUUUUCCGAUUCCCAGCCAGUAUACAGAUUGUUUUCAUGGUAGAGAAGCGGAACUGCCACUAGAGUUUCCCGAUGGCACUACGCCAGUUACAUGUCGAGUCUCUAUAUAUGAUGGUUCUGCGGAUAAAAAAGUAGGUGUUGGAUCUUUUAUGCAUAAGGCUUCUGCUCCUCCAUUACUUCCUGGUAACCUGUAUAUGGAAGAGGUGCAUGUUAAGCUUGGGGAAGAAUUAUAUUUCUCUGUUGGAGGGCAGCAUAUUCCUUUUGGUGCAUCACCACAGGAUGUAUGGACAGAAUUAGGUCGUCCAUGUGGAAUUCAUCAAAAGCAGGUUGACCAAAUGGUCAUUCACUCUGCUUCUGACCUUCGCCCGAGGACAACCCUUUGUGGAGACUACUUUUACAAUUACUUUACUCGUGGUCUGGAUAUCUUAUUUGAUGGACAGACUCAUAGAAUCAAAAAGUUUGUUUUGCACACAAACUAUCCUGGUCAUGCAGAUUUUAAUUCGUACAUCAAGUGCAAUUUUGUCAUCCAAGGUUCUGACUUUGACAACUCCAAACAGAGUAUUACACCAAGCACAAAAUGGGACCAGGUGAAGGAGAUCCUUGGGGACUGUGGUCGAGCAGCUAUUCAAACACAGGGAUCUACAAGCAAUCCUUUUGGUUCCACUUUUGUAUAUGGAUAUCAGAACAUUGCCUUCGAGGUGAUGAAGAAUGGUUAUAUUGCAACUGUAACUCUCUUCCAGUCGUGAUGUUUAUCUUUUCUGGCUGGAUGCUGUCACUUUGCCUGGUGCAACUGGAUAUUGUACAGAAUGUUGAACAGAAAGCUGCAUUUAGCGUGUUUAGUGUAAGAGCUUUCAUCACGGGGGAAGCUAUGUUAAAAGUGUACAUAUGAUUUGUGCAGUUCAUUUAUAGUUUAUUAUUAUUAUUAGGGUGUACCUUACUGUAUUUGAUAAAAAGAAUUCCAAUGCUCUGCAUUCAAUAAUUCAGGUUGCAUGUGUAUUCAAGUUGGAUCA